CGGAAGUGAAACUAUCGCAACACGGAAGAGGAGGAAAGAAAACAAAUAAUCGUUCGAAAUUGUUCCCAGUUGAAGUCGGAGAAGACGCCCUGAACAGAGAUUACUUCAAGGAUCACCGUUUCCCUUCACGUCAGACUCGGUUCACGAUGGAGUUCUUAUUCGGGUCAAAGAAGACCCCGGAUCAGAUGCUGAAGCAGAAUCAGCGGGCGCUCAGCCGAGCCAUGAGAGAACUGGAUCGAGAGCGAAUGAAACUGGAGCAGCAGGAAAAAAAGAUCAUCGCUGACAUCAAGAAAAUGGCUAAACAGGGACAAAUGGAUGCUGUUAAGAUCAUGGCGAAGGAUUUGGUCCGCACGCGACGCUACGUGAAGAAGUUCAUCAUGAUGAAAGCAAACAUUCAGGCCGUCAGUCUAAAGAUUCAGACACUCAAGUCCAACAACAGCAUGGCACAGGCUAUGAAAGGAGUCACAAAAGCCAUGUCGACCAUGAACAAACAGCUGAAACUGCCCCAGAUUCAGAAGAUCAUGCAUGACUUUGAGCGACAGAGUGAAAUCAUGGACAUGAAGGAGGAGAUGAUGAACGACGCCAUAGAUGACGCCAUGGGUGAUGAAGAUGAUGAAGAUGAGAGUGACGCCAUCGUGUCCCAGGUUCUGGAUGAGCUGGGUCUCAAUCUGUCCGACGAACUCUCAAAUCUCCCGGCCACCGGAGGCAACUUGUCCGUGGCUGCAGGAAAGAAGGCGGAGCCUCAGGCCGCCCUGGCUGACGCAGACGCCGACCUGGAGGCGCGGCUGAACAACCUCAGGAGAGACUGAAAACCCUUCAGACACUGUGGGAAGGUUGUGAAUACAGAAACAAGCAUACUCGAAUCUCUGUGUUUCGAUUCUUUUGAGGGUUGACCGGGCUGAACGGCGACUGUUUCAGAACACUCUGUGGGUUAUACGGCUUUCUGUUUGAGGUGUUUUCUUUUUUUAUGACUGUAUUAUCUAUUUUAUCAACACAAAAAAAAACUUCAGAGGUCUCAAUGUCUUGAUUUAGACAUCGCCAAAAGAUGCAAAUAAAGAGAAAGUGGAAGUUUCUUUCACAGUUUGUGUACAUACUAACUCCUCCACAUAUGACUUUUUGACACUUUGAAUUAACACUAAAAUUUAACAUUUAAAAGAGCCCAAAUUAAAGAUGUUUGAUGAGUGUGUCGCUCUUUCUGUACAUCCGGCUGGUUCUUAAUCAUAAAAUCUACAGUUUUAGCCCCGCUCUUUGAUUUUCUGUGAUUGUUUUAUUCGUUAAGGGAGCUAACAGUAGGCAGACUCCAGCUCAGGAUGGUGCACAGAAAGUCGAUACUGACAUCUUAUUUCUGUCUGAAGAACAGUUUAUAUUACAAGGACAGGAGGCGAUGAAAGGAAGCUAUGUUGAGCUGUUUCUCCACCAGCUGAAAGCACUCCUGUUUACUGCCGAGUCAUCACCUGUUGAAGGAUCUUCAUCGGUGGUGUUUUAAAAAAAUAUGCGCUGGUUUGAUUUUGUUUCUUCAAUAAACUUUUUUUUCAAAUUAAA
This is a messenger RNA of Notolabrus celidotus (New Zealand spotty), 1542 nucleotides long. It is a transcript of the gene chmp2a, whose product is annotated as charged multivesicular body protein 2A. Lineage: Eukaryota; Metazoa; Chordata; Actinopteri; Labriformes; Labridae. Gene Ontology annotation, biological process: protein transport; late endosome to vacuole transport; endosome transport via multivesicular body sorting pathway. Bases 147 to 809 code for a protein of 220 amino acids. The transcript is spliced from 6 exons. Gene Ontology annotation, cellular component: ESCRT III complex; multivesicular body. The record is from RefSeq and is a predicted model, not a curated record.